UUUCUGCCUCGACUCCUCUCACCGCCUUUCUUCCUCUUCUACAUAGUAACAGAUGGGGCGACUGGAGUGGCUUCUUGGCUGCCCCUCGUCGCAGACUUCGCAAGGCAGAGCAGGGCAGAUCCCAGAGCCAUCUGGACCAGCUUCAGCAUGAUCAUCGUACGUGUCCCGCCCAAGCAAGGAAGGAAAGAGGAGCGCUAUGGCUUCGCCCGCGCUCGUACAUGGUUGCCGUAUUCCUCACCAAUCUCUGCCUGCCUUGCCUCUUCCAUUCCCAGUUCUCGGAAAUUGGCGAUAAAACCUUCCUGAUAGCUGCCCUCCUCUCUAUGCGGCACCCACGUCUGACAGUCUUCGCAGGCUCUUUUCUCUCGCUAGCGGUGAUGUCACUGCUUUCCUCCUUCCUGGGCGUCAUCUUCCCCACUCUCCUUCCGAAAUCCCUCACGACACUCCUGGCAGCCGGGCUCUUCCUCGUCUUUGGAGUCAAGAUGUGGUUCGAGGGGAUGCAGAUGGACGGUGAUGAGAUGGGAGAGGAGCUGGAGGAGGCACGUAAAGAGAUCGAGGAGGGAGACGCAGAGGAGUUGGAGAUGGCAGAGGGGGGAAGGGGCGGACAGUACCCCACUGUGGACCCCUACCCGCCUACAGCACCCCUCUCUGCCGACGCGAGGGCCGAUGCUGUUGCUCACGGCGCCCACCAAGGGGAGGCAAGCAAAACCAAGACACUAGCAAGCGCUGCAGGUCUCAAAGAUGGAGCGAGGAACCUCUGCUCGCUACUCUGCGUUUCGCCAGUCUUUGCACAGGCGUUCGUCCUUACCUUCUUGGGAGAGUGGGGAGACCGGAGUCAAAUUGCUACGAUCGCCCUUGCCGCUGCUCAUAACAUUUGGCUUGUGUCCUUUGGCACCAUCCUGGGCCACUCCAUGUGCACCGGAAUGGCCGUCAUGGGCGGCGCACUGCUCGCAAAGAGGAUCAGCGUCAAGCAUGUGACUCUCCUAGGCUCCGUCCUGUUCCUCCUCUUUGCCCUCAUCUACCUCUACGAAGCCUACUCAGAAUACGCGCACCCCUCCCCCUCGGUAGCCGACGUACUCUCCUCGUCGUACUCUCUGGAUGCAGGCGUGCAAGGAGUGAAAGCUGCAGGUCAAGGGAUGGGCGCUGUAGCAGGGCAGGUGGGAGGUGCAAUUAUGGGGGCGGCGGGAGCGGCGGGGGGACCGGUGGAUGUGGUGGCGCCUGUGGGUAUGGCAGGACAGGUGCAGGGAGGAAGAGUGCGGUAGACUACGCACUUUCAGUAGCCUCUGCGGUAAUUGCCACCUCUCGGCCCCUGUGCGAGGUCGAGCGGGGCAAACGAGCCGCCCAUACCAUUGCUCCAGGUCAGGCACACGCACACUCAGCAUACACUAUCUUAUCCUAUCGCAUCACAACAGCUCAACCCUCACCUCCACGUGCACAUCCGUCAUCAUCUUUCGGGCCUCUGAACCCCAACUCCCAUGUAAAUAAAGAGUCAUUUCACAUGCACCGUAGCUCUGGUAGAUCCGUGCUUGAUGACAGGUGACAGAUAGAUAGAGUGACAGUCAGACGGUCGACCCGAAGUAGGGGUGCACCCCCGCUUCCUCUUUCCUCUGCUUGAAGGAGGAUGGAUCGAUCGAUGGGAGCAUGGAUGUUGGAAUCGACCAAAGAGCAAAGCAAAGCACAG
Molecule: messenger RNA, 1678 nt
Organism: Microstroma glucosiphilum
Lineage: Eukaryota; Fungi; Basidiomycota; Exobasidiomycetes; Microstromatales; Microstromataceae
Product: UPF0016-domain-containing protein
Exons: 4
Coding region: 321-1259 (312 amino acids)
Biological process (GO): Golgi calcium ion homeostasis; Golgi calcium ion transport; manganese ion transmembrane transport
Cellular component (GO): Golgi apparatus; fungal-type vacuole membrane
Molecular function (GO): manganese ion transmembrane transporter activity; calcium ion transmembrane transporter activity
Source: RefSeq, a predicted model, not a curated record